Molecule: messenger RNA, 672 nt
Organism: Rotaria sp. Silwood2
Lineage: Eukaryota; Metazoa; Rotifera; Eurotatoria; Philodinida; Philodinidae
Source: the annotation of a GenBank genome assembly
AUGUCUCAACCCUCUGAAACAUACGAAUAUUUAUUAAAAUUUUUAAUAAUUGGUUGUGCAUCAACAGGAAAAACAUGUAUUUUACAUCAAUUUAUUGAAAAUAAAUUUAAAACAAAUAUAACACAUACAAUUGGAGCAGAAUUUGGUUCGAAAUUAAUUAAUGUUAAUCAAAAAAAUGUUAAAUUACAAAUAUGGGAUACUGCUGGACAAGAAAGAUUUCGAUCAGUUACACGUAGUUAUUAUCGUGGUGCAUCUGGUGCUUUAUUAGUUUAUGAUAUAACAAAUCGAGAAAGUUAUAAUGCUGUUGCUAAUUGGUUAUCUGAUGCUCGUCAAUUAGCAAGUUCAAAUAUAGUUAUUAUUUUAUGUGGAAAUAAAAAAGAUUUAGAAGAUCAACGACAAGUUACUUUUAUUGAAGCUAAUCAAUUUGCACAAGAUAAUGAUUUAAUUUUUUUUGAAACAUCUGCAAUGACAGGUGAAAAUGUUCAUCAAUCUUUUAUUCAAUGUGCACAAAUAAUAUUAAGCAAAAUUGAUUCAGGUAAUAUUGAUCCAUAUAAGAUAAAUUCAGGCAUUCAAUGUUUUCGAUCAAUUGCUAAUAAUAGAUCUCAAAAUUCUCUUUAUAAUCAUCAAUUGAGAGAUAAAUCAAUAAAAAGCUGUGCUUUAUGUCAAACAUAA